AAGAAGAAUGGGCCGGAGAAUAUGCAGAUGCAUCACCAGAAUUUUCUUUAUUCACGCAAUUAAACACACAAAUAACAGUUACUAACUUCAUAACAGAUAAGCCCCAAAUCCACGUCAGCGUCUCCCUCACCUAAACCCUCUAUAAAUUCACUCGAAUAAGCUCUCAUUGUUGCGCAUUCACAUCCACAUUGAUCACAAAAUCUACGUUUUCUUCAUCGGUAUCGAAAAUUUGAUCUGGUUUGAGUCGGAGAGGAUGAUUAUUGAAGGAGGAGAUCGGGCUGUUAAUGGUUCAGCAGGUGCGAAUCGGCUGAUCUUCGCGUAUUAUGUUACCGGUCACGGUUUCGGGCACGCCACUCGCGUGACGGAGGUGGUCAGAAAUCUCAUACUUGCUGGACAUGAUGUUCAUGUGGUCACUGGUGCCCCUGACUUUGUAUUUACAACUGAGAUACAAUCUCCUCGACUCAUCCUACGGAAGGUACUGCUAGAUUGCGGAGCUGUUCAAGCAGAUGCUUUGACAGUAGAUCGUCUUGCAUCCCUGGAGAAGUAUUCAGAGACAGCGGUUGCUCCUCGUGAUUCUAUUUUGAAAACUGAAGUAGAAUGGCUGCACUCCAUCAAGGCAGACCUAGUGGUUUCAGAUGUUGUUCCAGUUGCUUGCCGUGCGGCAGCUGAUGCUGGUAUACGAUCUGUCUGUGUUACUAACUUCAGUUGGGAUUUCAUCUAUGCAGAGUAUGUGAUGGCUGCAGGAUAUGAUCACCGAUCCAUUGUUUGGCAGAUAGCAGAGGAUUAUUCUCACUGUGAAUUUCUCAUCCGUCUUCCAGGCUACUGUCCAAUGCCUGCUUUCCGUGAUGUUAUUGAUGUUCCUUUGGUUGUCAGAAGGCUGCACAAAUCCCGGAAGGAGGUAAGAAAGGAACUUGGAAUUGCGGAUGAUGUGAAGCUUGUUAUCCUCAACUUUGGCGGACAACCGGCAGGUUGGAAGCUGAAGGAAGAGUCGUUGCCAUCUGGAUGGCUUUGCUUGGUCUGCGGCUCGUCUGAAAGCCAGGUGCUUCCACCAAAUUUCAUUAAGCUUGCCAAAGAUGUGUAUACACCUGAUUACAUUGCAGCAUGUGAUUGUAUGCUUGGAAAGAUUGGAUAUGGCACGGUUAGCGAAGCCCUUGCGUACAAGUUACCAUUUGUCUUUGUGCGCAGAGAUUAUUUCAACGAGGAGCCAUUUCUAAGAAAUAUGCUUGAGUAUUACCAAGGUGGGGUGGAGAUGAUUAGGAGGGAUCUGUUAACUGGACAGUGGAGACCAUAUCUUGAACGUGCAGUUACUUUGAAACCUUGCUAUGAGGGAGGCUGCAAUGGUGGUGAGGUUGCAGCUAGUAUAUUGCAAGAUACUGCUAUUGGGAAACACUGUGCAUCAGACAAGUUGAGUGGGGCUAGGAGAUUGCGUGAUGCUAUCGUUCUUGGUUUUCAAUUACAAAGAGUCCCUGGAAGAGAUAUUUCCAUUCCAGAGUGGUAUGCAAAUGCUGAAAGUGAAUUUGGUCUCCGCACUGGAUCACAAAAUGCUGGAACAAAUGGGUCAAGUGUUUUCGAGGACUCAUACAUUCAAGACUUUGAGAUUCUUCAUGGAGAUCUUUUGGGUCUCUCGGACACAAUGAGUUUCUUAAAGAGUUUGGCAGAAUUAAGUACUUUAUACGACUCUGGAAAGAAUGCUGAAAAGCGACAAAUGAGAGAGCGCAUGGCUGCUGCUGGUCUUUUUAAUUGGGAGGAAGACAUCAUCGUGGCAAGAGCACCUGGAAGGUUGGAUGUAGUUGGUGGAAUUGCAGACUACUCGGGGAGCCUUGUCUUGCAGAUGCCUAUUAGAGAAGCUUGCCAUGUGGCUGUCCAAAUAAUUCAUCCAAGUAAACAGAGACUUUGGAAGCAUGCUCAAGCUCGACGUCAAGCAUCAUCGCCAGUGCUACAAAUAGUAUCAUAUGGGUCUGAGUUGAGCAACCGUGGUCCAACCUUUGACAUGGACCUCUCAGAUUUUAUGGACGGUGGGCAGCCGAUAUCAUAUGAAAAGGCUAAAGAUUACUUUGCUCGAGAUCCGUCUCAAAAAUGGGCUGCAUAUGUCGCGGGAACUAUUUUGGUUUUAAUGAAAGAACUGGGUGUACGCUUUGAGAAUAGCAUCAGUAUGCUGGUUUCUUCUGCUGUUCCAGAAGGAAAAGGUGUUUCUUCUUCUGCUUCGAUAGAAGUUGCUAGCAUGUCUGCUAUAGCAGCUGCUCAUGGCUUAGACAUCAGCCCAAGGGAGCUUGCUGUGCUCUGCCAAAAGGUAGAGAAUCAUGUUGUUGGAGCUCCAUGUGGAGUAAUGGAUCAGAUGGCUUCAGCAUGUGGUGAAGCCAACAAACUUCUUGCUAUGGUUUGUCAGCCAGCUGAAGUACUUGGGCUUGUAGAUAUUCCAAGUCACAUACGGUUUUGGGGAAUUGAUUCGGGAUUGAGGCACAGCAUUGGAGGUGCAGAUUAUGGUUCUGUCAGAAUAGGAGCCUUUAUGGGGCGAGAAAUGAUCAAAUCUACUGCAUCUAACAAGUUAACCAAAGCCCUAUCAGUUGCAAAUGGUACACAUACAGAUGAAUCGGAGGAAAGUGCUGAACCACUUGAAGCUGAAAAGUCAUUAGAGUACUUAUGCAACCUGUCACCUCACAGAUAUGAAUCUCAUUAUGCCAAGAUCCUUCCCGAGGCUAUUCUUGGUGACGCAUUUCUAGAGAAAUACGAAGACCACAAUGAUCCAGUGACAAUCAUUGAUCGGAAGCGUAACUAUGGAGUGAAAGCAUCUGCAAAACAUCCUAUAUAUGAGAAUUUCCGUGUAAAGGCAUUUAAAGCACUACUAACAUCUGCUGCAUCGGACGACCAACUCACGGCACUUGGAGAACUGAUGUAUCAGUGCCACGAUAGUUAUAGUGCUUGUGGAUUGGGAGCAGAUGGUACAGAUAAGCUGGUCCAGCUGGUGCAAGAAGCCCAGCACUGUAAGUUGUCUAAAUCUGGUGACGGGACUCUGUACGGGGCAAAAAUUACUGGCGGUGGAUCUGGAGGAACAAUUUGUGUCGUCGGUAGGGACUGUCUACGAAGCACCCAACAAAUCCUUCAGAUUCAGCAGAAGUACAAGGCUUCCACCGGAUAUCUACCAGUUGUGUUUGAAGGUUCAUCACCUGGUGCAGGAAAGUUCGGACACUUGAGAAUUCGCCGUCGUCUCUCUAAGAAACAGGAGUAAUUAUACAUGGAGAAAUACUAAAUCAAAGCUCUUAGUGAUUAAUAAUUUAUCACAUCUGGUUCACACUGUUUCAAUAUCAAUGGUCUUGGGAAUUGUCAGAACUCAGAAGUGGUAGAAAAAUAGUGUAGAAUAUUACAAUCCUAGGUGGCUAAGAAGAUUUGAGAUACUUUUAGUGGGUUUUUUUUUUUUUUUUUGUAAAAACUUGCAGAGUUAUACAUGUUUGUUGUUAGUUAGAAGUCAGAAUAUUGUCUUUGAUGUGUUGACAAGUGAGAACUCAAUAAGAAAUUUCUUCUUCUUUUUGUCAA
Messenger RNA from Daucus carota subsp. sativus, 3531 nucleotides. RefSeq names its product L-arabinokinase. The record is from RefSeq and is a predicted model, not a curated record. Gene Ontology annotation, molecular function: ATP binding. The coding region runs from base 254 to 3226 and encodes 990 amino acids. NCBI's taxonomy places the organism in Eukaryota, Viridiplantae, Streptophyta, Magnoliopsida, Apiales, Apiaceae. The transcript is spliced from 29 exons.